AUGUUCGGGGGAAGCCGAGAGCAGGUGCGUUCAGAUACGUACUCCAACGUUCAAGUUGCCAAAGUUUGGGUCGAUGAGGGAUCUAAAUCCAGGCCACAGUCACUCGAAGAUACAGAAACACCGGUGGAGAAUUCAGUGUGCGCAGAGAAUGUGAUUCCGAGCCCAGCAACUUCGGAGAACAGCGAGAAGCAGGGGUGCUUGGCACAACGAGGUCCUUCUUGGGGAGACUUGGCUGAAGAGAUACAUCAUAUCCGUCGCGUGGUAGAUUCAAGUCCAGGCGAGAUUGAGCUGGACAAAUCGCCAGCACUCGACUCUAGCCAGGCAAUUUCGGCUACAAACUGCAUGAGAGUGUUGGGUCUUUGCAGUUUAAACAGCCGGUCGUCAAUCCCGCAAGAUAUACCCAUAAGUCCUGUUGCUAUCUUUCGCGACAAGGUGGCCGCGGGCGAACUCUGUCGAGUAUAUCUUCGACAGGUUGACCCGAUCAUCAAGAUUCUCCAUCGGCCAACCCUCAGCAGAUGGAUGGUACAGGGGGAGGAAUAUCUGGCACACUUGGACUCCCAUACAUCGGCUGAGGCUCUGAGCUCGGCAGUUUGUUACUCGGCGGCUUGCUCUAUGACUGAAAACCAGUGCUUGACACUGUUUCAUACUAGCAAGGCCAUCCUCGUGGCAGAUUGCCGGAGUGAAUGUGAGGCUGCACUUGAGAAGUCCUGCGUCCUCUCAACCAAGGACAUCACUGUCCUACAGGCGUUUGUCCUGUAUCUGGUUGGGAGGAGAGCAGAAGAACGAAGUAGAGACGUAUGGACCUUGAUCGCAGUGGCUGUCAGAAUUGCAAAAUCCCUCUGCCUACAACCGGCUAGAAGGAAGGAACCGGGACAAGACGAGACCUUCUUCAACGAGCAGAUGCGAAAGAGGCUUUGGUUCGCCGUCUGUAUCAUGGAUCUCCAGGCAUGUUUCGGACCAGCCUCUGCCCCGCUUACAGACCCAGAUGAUGCUGGAGAUUGGAUGGCACCAGCACACAUCAAUGACGGUGAUUUUGGGCCAACGACAAAAAACAAAAUCCCGGAUAGGGAAGAACUGACGGACAUGACGUUUGCGCUGGUCACCUACCACGCAAUGCCAAGUGGGCGCUUGACUAUAUCCUCUUUGCAAAGAGAGAAGAAUGUCGCCCAUCACAAUGAUGGCGAGAGUGGAGGAAUGGCGGCUUCGCCCACCACGACAGAGGCAGAUUCCCAGUUACAGCUCCUACAACGCUUCGAGACACAGGUGUUUACCCUCCUACGGUUUUGUGACCCAGAAUCAUCUCCAUAUGCUUGGUUCACAUGGCACAACACGCAGUGCUUCGUAGCAGCAUUGCGGCUUUCAGCCCUACGCCCACUGAAGCCCGAGGCCGGCCAAGCACCUCCCCAGCGCAUGGAAGAUCACACGGAGCUCCUGCGUCUAACGUUGACUGUCCUUGAGAAGGCGCGUCUGAUGCAUACAGAUACACGAGGAGAGGGAUUCCGCUGGUGCGUGAGCAUUCCAUGGCACACUCUGGCAAUUGCCUUUGCCGAGUGCUAUGUCUGUGAUGACACGGCCCUUUUGCGCCGUGUCUGGCCGCUGGUUGAGGCGUCGUACCAACGCCAUCGAGAUGCCAUCGCGAAACAUAACGACGGGGUGCUACAGGGACCCUUGGCAAAGUUAAUGCGCCGUACGCGUGAAAGGCUGGCUCUGCUCUUAGAAGCCGGUUGUGAUUCGGGAGAGAGUCCAUGUGAGAGACCAGUGGCAGACUUGACUAAGAUUUCAGACACCAUUCCAACUCCCAGCUCUGAACUGGCAACUGGGGCAGCGGCUGUCUUGUUUACACCGCCGCAGAUGUGGAACCCGACUCCGCUGUGCUUGGAAACCCCGUCUGAAAUGCCCACUGAUAUCCCUGUAGGCACGCCUCCCUCGAUGGACGUGUCGGAUCAGUCAUGGAGGAUGUGGGAGGAAUUUGUGGCUGGAAUCGCUGUCGAGGAGUUUGGAAGUCCUAGCAUGUUCCUAUAUGAGGACUUUAAUGACUGA
Molecule: messenger RNA, 2040 nt
Organism: Ilyonectria robusta
Lineage: Eukaryota; Fungi; Ascomycota; Sordariomycetes; Hypocreales; Nectriaceae
Exons: 3
Coding region: 1-2040 (679 amino acids)
Biological process (GO): DNA-templated transcription
Molecular function (GO): zinc ion binding; DNA binding
Source: RefSeq, a predicted model, not a curated record